This is a messenger RNA of Branchiostoma belcheri (Belcher's lancelet), 981 nucleotides long. RefSeq names its product keratin-associated protein 5-5-like. The coding region runs from base 313 to 897 and encodes 194 amino acids. NCBI's taxonomy places the organism in Eukaryota, Metazoa, Chordata, Leptocardii, Amphioxiformes, Branchiostomatidae. The transcript is spliced from 4 exons. The record is from RefSeq and is a predicted model, not a curated record.
UAUAUACCUGUAUAAGUAUACCUGUAUAAGCACAGGUGUAUACGCGGAGUGAUUCCAUAACCGCACAUCCUGGUGACCUGCCCGUGCCACGUCUCUGGUAGUUUAAAAAAAAAACAGAAUUCUGCCCGUCGUUACGCACUGUACUUUUGUCGUGUUCCUAUCGCAUUGGAUACUAUUUUGCCUAUUGGAUACUGUUAAGUUGUCAAUUGGAUAUUGUCCUGCCAAAUUGUUAGUCUUGCCGAUUUGAUACUGUCUUGUAAGCUAAGUUAUAACCACUAAAAGCUCUGCUGGGCGACACUGAACGUACCGACCAUGUCUCCCCUUACGCUGGUUGUUCUCUGUUUUGCCCUGGUAUUCCCUGGCCCUAGCCUUGCAGCCGAAGGGCAGUGCACCGCCUACAAGCGGGGCGGCCUGCUGCACAUGAAGCACUACGUCUGCUGCGACAACUGCGGGGAGAACGACGGGGCGCCGGACUGUGGGCAGACGACCUACCUGGCGGACAGUACUGAGAGGGAUUACUGCGGCAGCUGCGGGGAGGAUCUGGGGGACGCCAGGGAGACGGUCGGCAUGUUCGGCUGCGGCGGCUGCACGGGACAGGCCAUUGUUUCCCACAGGUGCGACAAGCGGUACGUGUACGCAGGCGCGUCGUUCUGCUGGCUGCACAGUAAGUGUUUCGAGCUGCGGUGCCAAAAAGUCGCGCAGGACGCCGCACUGGAGUCCAGCCCGACAGACCAGCCUUACUGUGGGGACAGCCAUUGCGACAAGCACCGUGAGGACGCCGCCAGCUGCCCGUUUGACUGCUGCCCACUGCGGAACCCUGACGAAUGCCGACACCCGUACCACUGCAGCAAGUGUCCACCUCUCUGCUGCGCCGAGACAGGGUGCUGUCUGGACUAAAGACUAAAUUGUGGCUGUCAGACGUUCAAAAAUAAAAUUUCAGAACGUGUCCAUCUAGCUCUAUGCCUGAAUGAGUUAGGUUAG